AUGAAUAGUUUAAAAAGAGUGUUUAAAGAUAACUUGGUAAUGAUUAUUGUGACUCUUUUGGUAAUGUUUUAGAAUAUCUUUGGAAAUGGUCCACAUAUUAUAUCAGGAUUGAUAGUACUAAUAUAGGUUUUAAGAAUUAUAUUAUGUUUCAACACUUAAAUCAAAGAAAAUAUUGAAUAUUUUGAUUUGUUGUAACAAUGGAGUUUGCUUUUAGCCAUAAAUCUAGGAUCUAAUUAAAGCUCUAUGUCAGUCUUAGCCUUAUGUAAUGCUAAAUAGUUGUUCAAUACAAGAAUGAAUUUAUAAACGAUAUAACUUAAGAAGUUAUUGAUUAUUCAUAAUAUAGGUUCAGACAUUCUUUUAUUUACAUUAUGUUCAAUUUAUAGUUUGAAAGAAGUUCAUCUAUCAAUAGUAACUAUUUUAAUUCAUUGGCUAAUUUUAAUUUAUAAUUCUAAGCCUAAAAAGGUAAAGAAGAACAUAGAUAGUUAUACAUAAGGUGAAAUACAUGAUAAAAUUGUAAUAGAUAGUGCAGGUCAUACAAAUAAUCAUUCAAGCGUCAAAUUCUAAUAUAAGCCUAGUCAUAAUGAUAGUCCACGAGAUAAUAAAUUAGAGAUUUUAAGUAUAUUUCCUUAAGGAAUAGGAUUAUUUAAGGUAUGUGAAAAAUAGUUGGAUUUGGAAUAUCAUAAUGAAAAUAUGUUAAGAUUAUCAACAGCAUAAACAUCUAAUGAAAUUCUUUAAAAGAUAUUUAAUUUAGAAUAACAAUAAAUAAGCGAUAUUUAAUAAAAAUAUUAAUAAGAUUAAAAAAAUUCAAUGAGUUCUUUUUCUACUUUUCAAUAAACUCCAAUUCCAUGUAAUUUAAUUAAUAAUAUUUUACGUAAUUAAAAACGAUCAUAAACAAAUUCAUAGUAUGCAUCUCAAAAAAUAGAAAUUUGUAGAUAGAAUUCUGUUUUAAGUUCUUUUGAAUAUAGAGGAGGUGUUUUUUUAAAAAAAUGUGAUACUUUAUGUGAAGAAUCAGUAUAUAAUAUAAAUAUAUUAAGAUUUUGGAAUAGGAGUUUAGAUUGUUAGCUUCACAGAUGUGUAAAAAUGAAUUCUAAAAGCAGAUGAAAUGUUAAAAUGAAUUAAUUUAGGAACAUGUAGUAGUUUAUGGAUAUUAAAAAGCUUAAGAUGGAAAUAGGAAAAGAACUAUUGAAGUUAAAUUGUAUAAUGCAUUAAUUAAUGAUACACCUUACAUUUUGAUGUUAAUUAGAGACAUAACUCAUAGAGAUUAUAUAUAAGCUCUACAAGAAUAUAGUAAAUAAAAAUCUAAAACUUUAUCUUUUGUGAGUCAUGAAUAUAGAACUCCUUUGAAUUGUAUAAUAGAAAUGUUGGAAUUUGGGAUAGAUGAAGAAUAGAAACAUUAAUCAUAAACCUUAAUUAUGGAAAAGGAAUGUAGAAGAACUAUGAAAGCAAAUUAUCCUAUAAAGAUUACAAAAUAAAUAAAGAUUGCCUUAGAUAAUGCAAAGUAUUUAUUAAAUUUAAGUGAUGACCUAUUAGAUUUAGCUUAAAUAAAAGUUGGAAAAUUUAAGAUCAACAAAGCUAAAUUUAAUUUUAAUUUAUUACUUGAGAGUUGUACAGAGCUUUUUUAGGUUACUGCAGAAAAGAAAUCAAUAAAACUAUUUAUAAAUUAUGAAAAUAAAGCUCCAAGAUUUAUUUAUUCUGAUUCUAGUAGAUUAAAAUAAAUAAUGAUUAAUCUUUUAGGAAAUGCAUUCAAAUUUACAGAUGAUGGAUCUGUUACAAUAAAAGUUUCGUUAAUAAAUACAAAAUUGGAUGUUUAAGUAAUUGAUACAGGAAUAGGUAUUACAGAAGAAGAUUAAGCUAAAAUAUUUUAAGCUUUUGGAAAAGGAAAUAGUGAAGAACAUAAAAAGAUGAAUAAAUCAGGAGUUGGGUUAGGAUUAUUGAUUAGUAAUCAAAUACUUUAAAAUUUGAAUUAAGAUUUGUAAAGUGGUCUUAAAUUUAAAUCACAAUAUAAAAAAGGUAUAUUGUUAAAUAGAAUUUUAGGUUCAAUUUUUUAUUUUCAAAUAGGAUAUUAAGAUUUUAAUGAAAUUUAAUCAUUGAAUAGUUUGGAGGAACGAAAUCAAGAAAGUGAAGAAUCAAUAAUUAUGUAAUAGUAAUAAGAGGAAAGUAUUCAUAAAGUAUAUGUUCAUAAUCAUAUAUCAAUAUUUAAAAGAUCAACUAAAGCCAUUAUGACUUUUUAAAUAUUAAUUGUAGAUGAUACUUGCAUGAAUAUUGAAAUGAUGAGAUUGAAAUUAGAUAGAUUGUAUAUUAAAUAUAAUAUUAUAAGAGGAUUUGAUUCAGUAGACUCAGCAUCUAAUGGAUAUUUAGCAAUAGAAAAAUGUGAGAAAAAAUGGUAAAUUAAUCAUUAGUUUUAUAAAUUAAUUUUUAUGGACUUAGAAAUGCCUAGUAUAAAUGGAAUUUAAACAACUUAAAAAUUAUUAGAGUUAUCCUAAAAAUUCGGAAUAAAUGUCACCAUUAUAGGAUGUUCUGCAUAUGAAAGUAAUGAAUAGAAAACUGAAUGUUUAAAAGCUGGUAUGAAAGAUUAUUUAACAAAACCAAUACAAUUAAAUGAUCUCUAAAGAAUAUUGUAGUAGUAUUUAUGA
Molecule: messenger RNA, 2633 nt
Organism: Paramecium sonneborni
Lineage: Eukaryota; Ciliophora; Oligohymenophorea; Peniculida; Parameciidae
Source: the annotation of a GenBank genome assembly